Molecule: messenger RNA, 1698 nt
Organism: Xylaria bambusicola
Lineage: Eukaryota; Fungi; Ascomycota; Sordariomycetes; Xylariales; Xylariaceae
Product: mitochondrial glutaryl-CoA dehydrogenase-like protein
Exons: 3
Coding region: 138-1448 (436 amino acids)
Biological process (GO): fatty-acyl-CoA biosynthetic process; fatty acid beta-oxidation using acyl-CoA dehydrogenase
Cellular component (GO): mitochondrial inner membrane
Molecular function (GO): fatty-acyl-CoA binding; glutaryl-CoA dehydrogenase activity; flavin adenine dinucleotide binding
Source: RefSeq, a predicted model, not a curated record
CUUCAUUACGAAAUCGGAACCAUGAUCUCUACUAACCUCGGCACAGCACCUCGGCACGCCGAGGGGCAUUCAAGUCAUUGCUCGAGGAUACCCCUCCUCCAGAAUCAUUCCUUCGAGCUGCCAGACACUGCGCAAAUAUGCUUCGUCCCAUAGCACCGAGGCUUUGGAGCCCUAGGCUCUCACACGUCGCUCGAUUAAAGCUCGGACAGCAACCCCGACUACCACAAAAUGCGAGGAACUAUGCCUCCCCUUCCGCAUCCAGCCCGGCCUUCGACUGGAAAGACCCAUUAGCAAGCAACAAUCUUCUCACCGAGGACGAAUUAGCCAUUGCAGAGACAGCAGAGAGGUACUGCCAGGAGCAAUUACUACCAAGAGUUCUACAAGCCUACCGCGAUGAGAACUACGACCGAGCGAUCCUCUCCGAGAUGGGCGAACUGGGUCUGCUGGGCGCUAACCUGCAGGGAUACGGCUGUGCGGGCACGUCCACGGUGGCAGCCGGACUGAUCACGCGUGCUGUCGAGCGCGUAGACAGCGGCUACCGCUCCGGGAUGUCGGUCCAGUCAUCGCUGGUGAUGGGGGGCAUCCACGAGUUCGGCUCGACAGAGCAGAAGGAGGAAUUUCUCGAGCCCAUGGCCCGCGGGAAGCUUCUCGGGGCCUUCGGUCUCACAGAGCCGAACCACGGGAGCGACCCGGGGUCGAUGGAGACGACGGCGCGCCCGCACCCCUCGAAGAGCGGGUACUACGUCCUCAGCGGCGCCAAGACAUGGAUCACGAACUCCCCCAUCGCCGACGUGCUGAUGGUGUGGGCGAAGCUCGAGGGCAAGAUCCGCGGAUUCCUGGUCGAGCGCGCGGAGUGUCCCACAGGCACGCUCGAGACGCCAGCACUCAAGAACAAGAACGGGCUGCGCGCGAGCGUGACUGGUAUGAUCCAGCUCGACAACUGCCCGGUGCCGGCUGCCAAUAUGUUCCCCUCGGUGGAAGGAUUGCGAGGGCCGUUUACAUGCCUGAACAGCGCGCGAUACGGGAUUUCCCUCGGAGUCAUGGGAGCACUGGAAGACUGUCUCGCGCGCGCUCGGACGUACGCCCUCGAGCGCCGGCAGUUUAAGAACAACCCGCUGGCCAAGUACCAGCUCGUGCAGAAGAAGCUGGCGGACGCCGCGACGGAUGCCGCGUACGGUGUGCUGGCGGCGAUACAAGUCGGGCGUUUGAAGGAUGAGGGCAAGGCCACGCCUGAGAUGAUUAGUAUGAUCAAGAGGCAGAAUUGCGACCGGGCUUUGCAUAAUGCGAGGGUGUUGCAGGAGAUUUUCGGCGGGAAUGCGGCUAGUGACGAGUAUCAUAUCGGUAGACAUGUGGCCAAUCUUUUCGUCACGCAGACCUAUGAGGGUCAGAGCGAUAUUCAUAGUCUCAUCCUCGGUCGUGCCAUAACUGGUAUUCAGGCCUUUGCGUAGUGGACUCUUAGCAUCAUCCUACCGCAUAUCUAUCUAGGUAGUAGAAGAGUGGUAUUGCUCGACCUAUGUUCGCCACAUCGUUCAUUGGUACCUGCUUUCUACUUCUGGUUUGAAUCUGCAAACAACAUGGCCUACUUUCCAUCUAGGGUAAGCAGAUAGGGCGAGUGUAUUACGCUUAGUGUAUGGAUAAUAUGACCUACAGUCUGUAGAGUGAAGGUUGGGAAUAUGUAGGUCUUCUAAAUCAUGUGAA